AUGGACCUCAUGAAUCGAGUAUUCCAGCCUUACCUCGAUCACUUCGUCAUCGUGUUCAUCGACGACAUUCUAGUAUACUCCCAAAACAAAGAAGAGCACGAAAAGCACCUCCGCACGACCUUGCAAACUCUGAGGAAACACCAACUAUACGCCAAAUUCUCCAAAUGCGAGUUUUGGAAAGACAACGUAACGUUCCUGGGUCACGUAAUCACCAAAGAGGGAAUCAAGGUAGACCCAACCAAAAUCCACGCCGUCAAGGAGUGGCCCACGCCAAAGUCACUCUCAGAAGUCAGAAGCUUCGUAGGGUUAGCAGGCUAUUAUCGAAGGUGUAAGAUGGUAUCCAGCGAGUCUCAGGAAACCGAGAUAAGGAAGCAAAGUCAGAGAACCUGGGAGAAAGUUCUCAAACAACCCCGAAGGGCAACACGCACGGACGGACGAAAAAUGGCAGGAGAAACACCAAGCAACCCUCUGGUGUUAAUAUCUGAUGAAAGGGAGCAAGAAAAGGAGUCGCCACAAAUUCAAGCAGUUGCAGAAUCACCACCGCGUGAACCGGGCUUUAUCUAUGAAGAAGAUGAUGGUACCAAGAAACCAUUGGAAGGGUCUGAGCCUCCAUUCAUGAACUCAAACGGGUCGAUGUUCGAGGAAAGUGAGUCCAGUGGUGACUCAGGACCGGGAUAUGCUCCUUCACCACCAGGAGGCUAUGACUCAGAAGACUGCAUGAGUACUGGCUUCUUUGCUUGUUGA
Molecule: messenger RNA, 744 nt
Organism: Ipomoea nil (Japanese morning glory)
Lineage: Eukaryota; Viridiplantae; Streptophyta; Magnoliopsida; Solanales; Convolvulaceae
Exons: 3
Coding region: 1-744 (247 amino acids)
Source: RefSeq, a predicted model, not a curated record